AUGACCUUUCCUAAUAAGCCCCGCGGUACUCAGGAUAUUUAUCCUCCCCGCUCCCUAAUUUACCAGAAAAUCCAACAAAUUAUUACGGAAAUAUUACACAAAAAUAAUUACCAACCGAUAAUUUUCCCCACUUUUGAAUUCAAAGAAUUGUUUACUAGUUCCUUAGGUUCCACCACUGAUAUUAUUCAUAAGGAAAUGUAUACUUUUCAGGAUAGAAAAGAGCGAGAAAUGGCAUUACGACCGGAAGGGACUGCCAGUGUAGUGCGUUUAGUUUGUCAAAAUAAGUUGGUUAGAGAAGGAGUUGAAUUGGUCAAUGCCGGAGGAGUUAUCGCUGAUUGCCAAAUAUUAAAACUUGUUUCCGAUAUUUUGGGCGGUUUAGGAAUAAAAAACUUUACUUUUAAAUUAAAUUAUUUGGGAGAUAGUGAGACCAAAGAAAAAUACAAAAACGAAUUAGAAAA
This is a messenger RNA of Ambispora gerdemannii, 458 nucleotides long. Lineage: Eukaryota; Fungi; Glomeromycota; Glomeromycetes; Archaeosporales; Ambisporaceae. The record is from the annotation of a GenBank genome assembly.